CACUUUGAAGUUCGCGCCAGAUUCCAGAGAUUCGCCAGUUCAGAAUACGGAGAACGCGCUCAAUUGAGAAAUAGCAACAAAGCACAACCAACGAGCCAAGCCACGACGACACACAACCAAAGACCGACCAUGCUGGACUCUCUUUUGAACCGCUUCUUCGGCCCCGACAAGCCGAGCAGCUCGUCCGACAAGCCAGGUGAGCAAGUUUCCCAGGAAACGGCGUUCACACGCGAAGCGGAUGUGGAAGGCUGGGUUUUCCUCGCGGAAGAACGACACACGGUGCCGGGCUCCAAGGUGCGAACGUACGCAGAUGUGGUAGCAUCCGGCAAAACAUGAAGAGCGAACUCUAGUUUUCACGCACCCAAGACGAACGUAAUUAAAACCAGCAGAGUGGCUCGUGACCGGAUUUUCACCAAGGUGUGGGUCCGACACGAAGAAACACAGAUGAACUUUUUUUCAUUUCGUAGAUAUUUUACAAUCGCAACAACCAAAGUAAACAAAUAGUCCCAAACUGAAAUGGUGUCGAUGAAAUUCCACGAACACGAAUUCUUACUGUAUUAAACUACCUACCUAUCUGGAAC
Phytophthora nicotianae INRA-310 is the source of this 581-nucleotide messenger RNA. RefSeq lists its product as hypothetical. NCBI's taxonomy places the organism in Eukaryota, Oomycota, Peronosporomycetes, Peronosporales, Peronosporaceae. Bases 130 to 336 code for a protein of 68 amino acids. The record is from RefSeq and is a predicted model, not a curated record. The transcript has a single exon.